Serendipita indica DSM 11827 is the source of this 1497-nucleotide messenger RNA. Lineage: Eukaryota; Fungi; Basidiomycota; Agaricomycetes; Sebacinales; Serendipitaceae. The record is from the annotation of a GenBank genome assembly.
AUGCUCUCCGAGUGGACGUCCUCUUCUUCUGCCAAUGCCUUUGCGUCUCCUCCCAGUGGAGGUGCAUUACCUUAUCCGAGUUAUACACCUUACCCAUCUCGCACUCCAUCCCGGAAUACACAGUCGUCGCCGUCCAACUCUCAAUCCUCGUCGAAUGGAGGUCGAUCUGUGACAUUUAGUACAAAAGGAUCCAACAGUGGCAGCGGCUGGAAGUCGCUCAUCAAUUCAAAGACGCCCCGCCGCAGCCAGACUGCUCCUUGGAAGACUCCACCAGUUCAGCAGGCCAUUGCCGCUCCUCCACACGCUCUCCAGCGGCAUCCAGCACAAAAGCAAGUCCAGUUUCAGAAACAGGGAAUGGCGUAUUAUGGCUAUUACCAACAGAAUGCGCCAGGAUGGGCCACCAGCAACUAUGACCUCCCUCCACCGCCCAUGCCAGCGUAUAAUCCACUCCCUACAUGGGGUGGAUACGACUAUUACCUGGCUCACUCGGGCGAUACAGAACGCUUACCUCCCAUCUUCCUCAUGUCCAGCGGCUUUUUCGACUCGCUCUGGAAUCGCUUCAAAUCUGCCGUGGGCGUCACCGUCCAGGGUUAUUCGCGCCAGCAUGCAAAACAAAUUUACCGCCAGGUCUAUGGUGGCCUUCGGGAUCCACUCGAAUGCACGCCUGAUGAGCUUGGUGCGGCGGCUGGGUAUGAGGCUAUUCGUAUUUGGGAGUUUCAGCAUAAUAGCAUGAACCUCCCGCUGAAUCCAGACCUCGAGCGCGAGCGCGAGGCGCUUGCGGGGUUGGCCAUUGGCGAAGCUAAUCGUCUGUGGUCGCGCGCAAACCCAUACAGGUCGAGACGAGGACGCCAUCAGACCGCCGAGGUGGCUCUGGCCACGGCCGAGCGAAUUUUUACAUUUCAGUAUGACCCAGCAGGUGGAAUUGCGCCCUAUCUCUCUCCAGAACAACAGUAUGCGAACCGUGGGCUCGUCAAUACGCCUCUCGUCGGCGGUGGAUAUGCCGAGCCAUUCUACGAGCGUGGUCGGUCGGUUGGAUUUACACCUAGUUCCUCCUUUGGGAGGAGAAGUCGCUCGCGACGAGGUAGCUUGUCUUACGGUAUGGCUGAUGCUGGAUAUGCUGGCCCACCCGUUUCGUCCAUCCCGAUCGGUACUGGUGGGAUAGGUGGAGGGUAUACGAAUGUCAACGGGUAUAACAUUGCUCCGGGGCCAGUGAUGUACCCGGGGGAAAUGCCGCCGAGUCCACGAGGAUAUGGUCGUGCGCCGCUCAUCGUUCCUCAACCGGAUGUCUACCCUGUCGACGACUAUGCGCAGCCUAUGGGCGCACCCAGUAGCUAUGGUACUGGGUAUGGGCCCGCCGUACCCGUCGGUCCGCCUGGCAGCUAUGGUGGAGGGGCCGUUUACCCUGCUGGAAGCUAUGUAGCAGAACCCAUGAUGGGUGCUCCGAGCUAUAGACGACAACGAAGCUACAGCACUGGGUAUGGACCUGCUGGGUACUAG